AUGGAAGGUGAAAAACAUCCUACCAAUGCUGAACUACCAACUAUCGUGGAAGUUACUCGAGAUCCACGAUAUGAAGUGACUUGGGACCCUGCCGAUUUCGAGAACCCCCGAACAUGGUCAGUAUGGUAUCGUGGAUUUAUUGUGGCUGCCAUGUCCUUCUCAACUACUAUUGUAGUGAUAAACACCACCAUGUACACAUCAGGUGUAGAGGGGAUAAGGAAUGAAUUCAAUAUGUCUUCCAAGUUAGUUGUUCUUCUUGGUCUUACGACAAACCUUUUUGGUUUGGCAAUAGGCUCGGUUAUUCUUUCCUCCUUGUCUGAGAUUUAUGGCCGGCGUCCUAUUUAUCUCCUUUCCGUUUUGCUAUUCGGGAUAUUGAUACUCCCUGUUGCUUUGGCAAAAAACAUUGAAGCCAUUUUGAUAAGUCGAUUUUUCAAUGGAUUUUUCGGUGGGACUAUGAUAGCCAGCGCGCCAGGCAGUGUUACCGAUGUGACAGACGAUCAGUACCGUGCACUGGCACUAAGCUGCUGGAGCCUAGGAACAAUGAAUGGACCUGUUCUUGGACCGAUUAUUGGUGGAUUUGUAUUCCAAUACCUUGGCUGGCGCUGGAUCAAUUGGCUCGUGUUGAUAUGCAGCGGGGUUUCAUUUUGUCUCAUAUUUCUGGUCAAGGAGACAUAUGCUCCAGCUCUACUCCGAAGAAAAACCAAACAGAGACAAAAAGCGACUGGAGACUGCAGAUGGUGGUGUCGCUUCGACCACGAGGAGACAGGUCUUCAAGUUUUGAAGAGCAAUUUGAUUCGACCCAUGCGCAUGUUGGUUUCUGAGCCAAUCUGCCUCUUUUGGAAUCUAUAUGUGGGAGUCGUAUACGCGGUUCUGUUCCUAUCCUUUGUUGCAUAUCCAAUUGUUUUCGAAGAACAUCGUGGCUGGACUGCAGGCUUAGCUGGGCUGAGCUACUGUGGUAUUGGUACAGGGACUGCAAUCUCUGUCGUUCUUGAACCUCUAAUAAGACGAAUCAUAAAUAUGCAUCCUCACGAUCAGACAACCGGUCGUCCAACCCCAGAAGCGGCGGUCAUUGCUGUCUGUAUUGGCAGCAUAUUGAUACCCAUUGGAGAGUUUUGGUUUUCUUGGACAGCAAAUCCAUCUGUGCACUGGAUUCUUCCUAUCUUGGCUGGCAUUCCCUUUGGGCUAGGAAACGGACUUGUUUUUAUCUAUGCAACAAAUUAUAUGGCAGGGAGCUACACUGUUUACGCUGCCUCUGCCCUGGCAGGAAACUCGAUUGUGAGAUAUGGAUUGGCCGGUGUCUUGCCUCUGGCCGGAGACAAACUGUAUAGCACCCUUGGGGCGAAUUGGGCGGGAACAAUGUUGGGGUUGAUCGAAGUUGUGCUAAUCCCGAUUCCGUUCAUUUUCUACAAAUUCGGUCACCACAUCAGGCUUCGCAGCCCAAUGAUCGUGAAAAGAGACAUACAUGUGUCAUAA
Penicillium brevicompactum is the source of this 1473-nucleotide messenger RNA. Its product is annotated as MFS transporter. Lineage: Eukaryota; Fungi; Ascomycota; Eurotiomycetes; Eurotiales; Aspergillaceae. The coding region runs from base 1 to 1473 and encodes 490 amino acids. Gene Ontology annotation, molecular function: transmembrane transporter activity. The transcript has 4 exons. The record is from RefSeq and is a predicted model, not a curated record. Gene Ontology annotation, biological process: transmembrane transport.